AUGCGCGUUCUCAACCGCCUCCUGCUCGGGGCAACCAUUCUUGCAAGCAUCGCCAGUGUUUCGGCAGCUGCCGACACGAAGCAGACCCAGCUCCUGGCGGCCGCCCACUCAACGGAGGCGACUCUCUCGGGCAACACGCGUUUUCUAAGAAGUCACAAGACCCAGAAAAUGGAGGCUGCGGAGGACGAAGAACGGAGUGUGAAUGAACUUGCGGCCAAGCUGGACGACGUGCUUAACCACGUCAAGUCGGUGAAAGACCUGAGUCUUAACAAAGCGAUGCACCACCUUCAGAUGGCCAGGGUUCCUUUUGAGAAGCACGAAGCCAUUCAACGAUUCGUGACUCUUGACGCUGCCGAGCCAACCAUGAGUAUCGUUGACUUUACCAGUCCAUUGUUCUCCACAAAGCCCUCGUUCCUGUGCGUGGACGUGGUGCUGCGCGAGUUCCCGCGCGUGGAGGCGCUGGACCACGUGGUGCAGCAGCUCAAGGCGCUGCUGGACGUGUCCAAGGUCCUGUCCGUGGCCGUGGCGGCGCAGCACCAGCACUUGGGCUCGCAGUCCCUAACGCUGUUAGAACACGCCGCGUUACGAGAGAAGAAGAAGCUCUCGAGCUGGUCGUCCGAGUUAAAGCGUGGUUACAAACAGUUUCAGUUCGAAACGGCGUUAAAUAACGCCGCCGCGAGAGGCUUCUUCGCCGGCGUCAGGUGGCUGCGCUCCAAGUACUACCCCAAGGGCAAGUUUCGCGGCGCCGAGCGCGCCGCAAUGUACAGUGGGGACCUGCAAAUGUUACGCUAUUUGCACGACGAGUUCAGUAAUAAAAUGGUGGAGGACGCGGCCGUGGACAGCCAAGACGCCGUGGCCCACGCGGCCGCCAAUGGACGGCUGGACCUCGUGCAAUGGUAUUGCGAGAUGAAGGGUCCUUACGCCUUCGGGUGGAGCGUCAUGGACGCCGCCGUGGCGCACGACCACAUGGACGUGGUGCAGUAUCUGGACAGUGUGGUGGGCAACCGCUGCACCCGACGAGGACUGGAGCUGGCCGCUCGAAAUGGACACUUGCGCGUGGUGCAGUGGCUCAACGACACACGGUACUACGAGAUCCGCACGUUCCGGUCGCUGGAGAACGCGAUUGCAGGAGGACACUUGCAUCUGGUCAAGUACGUCAUGGAGAACAUCGUCGUGGCCUACACGUCGUGGACGCAGGCGGCGUUGACGGCCGCGGUGUCAUUUGGACAGUGCCACAUUCUGCAGUGGCUGCACGAUCGAGCGUCCGCUGAUGCCGCGGCGUACAACCGCCACUUCCGGUUCGAGAUCCACACGAACGAACUGUACGCAGUGGCCAGAAACGGACAUUUGGACGUGCUGAAGUGGCUGGACGCUCAUAAUUACCCGGUGCACUGCAGACGAGCUCAUGCCGUUCGAGGAGCGGCCGCUGGUGGACACAAAGAAAUUAUCGAGUGGAUGGAAGAGACUUUUGAGCGGUUACGUAGGCAGCUACAUCGUAUUCGCGUGGACGGAGCUGCGGGAUACGGAGACCUUCAGUUCGUGCAGUGGCUUCACCAUCAAGGAUACCGAUUCACAGCCCACGCCGUGGAUGACGCUGCUGCGGGUGGAUAUAUGUCCAUUGUGCGGUGGCUGCACGAAAAUGUCGAAAACGCCAGCUGUACUACGGCUGCAAUGGAUCGGGCCGCUGCAAAUGGGCACCUGGAUAUCGUGAUUUUCCUCCAUCACAACAGGAAAGAAGGAUGCACCACUGCGGCCAUGGACGAUGCGGCUCGCAACGGCCACUUUGAGGUUGUUAAAUUUCUGUACAAGAACCGCAGCGAGUACUGUACGGCGAUGGCAGGCGAAUCUCGAUCAGUGGCAGUGCUGGAGUUUUUGAAGACGAAGAACCGCCUGCGCUCUCGGCUGCCUAAAACGACGGAAGCGGCGACAAGAGGCGACUUGGAGCUGUUGCAGUGGCUUUAUGCUCAUGACAGGAGGCACUUUGGCUACGAAGCUGUGGUUGAUGAGGCCCGCGAGCGGAACCACUUCCUUCUCCUGCGCUGGCUGGAGGUCCUACCGGAAGCGGGCAGAUAG
This is a messenger RNA of Phytophthora sojae, 2073 nucleotides long. RefSeq lists its product as hypothetical. The transcript has 3 exons. The coding region runs from base 1 to 2073 and encodes 690 amino acids. Lineage: Eukaryota; Oomycota; Peronosporomycetes; Peronosporales; Peronosporaceae. Gene Ontology annotation, molecular function: protein binding. The record is from RefSeq and is a predicted model, not a curated record.